UCGUUCAUUAUCGAUCGGAACAGUGAGGGCGCAGCAUAUAGGAAUACGAAAUUUAGAUGUUCUUUCUUGUGUAUUAUGUGAUGAACUCAUUUUUUCAAUAAUCUUCUUAAAAAAGUAAUGUCAAAAUAACAACCAGCUAACACGUGCCUUAAGUUCUAUAAAUUCAUCGUUUAUUUAUUUGCUCAACUUAACGUAAAGUGAGUUUUUCUCGCUAACAGUUUCCUUCGGCCAUCUUAGCAACUCGAUUCUAAACAAACGUGCCUCAUCGGAUCCGCAAUGGCGGAGACAAACGGGGCCGCAAAUUUAAACACUAAAAAUGGAAAUUUCAUUUGCGGUGUAGUAGAAGGAUUUUAUGGAAGACCAUGGACAACGGAGCAACGAAAGGAUUUGUUUCAAAAACUAAAAAAAUGGGGAAUGGAUUCAUAUUUAUAUGCACCCAAAGACGAUUAUAAACAUCGUGCUUACUGGAGAGAUUUGUAUACGGUGGAAGAAGCAGAACAUCUAACGGGUUUGAUUACAGCUGCUAGAGAAUGUGGUAUCACGUUUUAUUAUGCUCUAUCGCCAGGAUUAGAUAUCACGUAUUCUAGUGCCAAGGAAGUAGCAGCCUUAAAGAGAAAAUUAGAACAAGUCAGCCAAUUUGGUUGUACCGCAUUUGCCUUACUAUUCGAUGACAUAGAGCCUGAAAUGAGCGAAGCAGACAAAGAAAUGUUUCAAUCUUUCGCGCAUGCACAAGUUUCUGUCACCAAUGAUAUUUUUCAACACCUUGGGCAACCUCGUUUUCUUUUAUGUCCAACGCAAUAUUGUGCAACUCGAGCAAUACCCAAUGUAUCCUCUUCCGAGUACUUAAAUACCCUUGGAAUGAAAUUAGCUCAAGAAAUUGAUAUAAUGUGGACAGGUCCUAAAGUAAUAUCAAGGCUCUUAACGGUUGAAUCUAUCGAAGAAAUUACAGAAGUUCUCAGAAGGCCGCCUGUCAUUUGGGACAACUUGCAUGCUAAUGAUUAUGAUCAAAAAAGAGUUUUCCUUGGGCCGUAUUCAGGUAGAUCGCCUGAUCUUAUUCCUAAACUCAGAGGUGUUCUGACCAAUCCAAAUUGUGAAUAUGGCGCGAAUUUUGUCGCUAUUCACACUUUGGCACAAUGGAGCAGGUGCAAUAUUGAUGGGAAGAGAGAUUUAAGUCUGAACGACACUGUAUCCGCCGAUAUUAAAUUAGAAACAGAGACAGAAGAUGGAGUUGUUGGGGAAGACGUACCUUCAACAUUAUCUCCAAAUAUGUAUCAUCCACGUCAUGCGCUCAAAAAUGCGAUAAAUGAAUGGUUGUCAGAAUUUAAUAAGAAAAAAGUAGCAUGGGGCGUCAUCGCGAAACCACAGCCAUGCGUAGCUCCCACAAUACCGAUCCCAAUUAUUCCUUCUGUAAAUACUUGUAUGAGCUUGACAUCCACAACAACAACAACGGUUCCUGCAACUCCUACACCAGUAACUAAUUCGAAUCAUCUUCAAGCAUUGGCUGAAGUAUGCUCUACCGUUACAAGUAGUGAUAGCUUUGCCCAACCAUCUUCUGGACCCAUGAUGAAUUCUUUAGUAUCUGAUACCAAAGUAAUCAGCGAACCUAUUGUUUCAACGAUAUCUCCCAGUGUAGGAAAUGAGGGAAUUACAACGACCUUGUCUUCGGUUGAGCCAAUGGAUUGUAACACAACCCCAAGUGAUUCUCCUGCUCAUGGAAUAAAAAUACACGUAGAAGACGAUAUCAUGGUGGAAAACACUUCUACAUGUAGCGAAGCUUCCGCAGGUAUGCAAGUAGAAGUAGAUGGUACUUCUCCUACAGUAAAUGGUACACAAAUGAUAAUCGAGAAUGAUAGUGAAACUCAUGAGAAUACUGAUAAUGUAGAUCAAGAGUCUUCAUCGAUAAAAGAUGCAGACAAACAAUUGACUCAAGAGGAUCUAUGCUUGUUGUGUGACUUAUUCUAUUUACCGUUUGAACAUGGUGGUCAAGGUAUUCAGUUAUUACAAGAAUUCAACUGGUUAAAGAGCAAUGCUCAUGUUGUUAUGAAAAAAUCAAAAGAAGAGGAUGCUGUUUCGCAAUCUGACAUUGAAGAAUGGCAUGCACGUGCAGCUAAAUUAAAUGAUAUGUGUAAUGCAGUAAACAGAUUAUUUCAAAGACUUACGUACUGUAAUAAUCGCGAACUAUUAUAUGAUUUAUAUUCAUAUAUGUGGGACAUGAGAGGAGUUGUAUCAUUGCUAAAUAGUUAUGUAAAAUGGUUAGCAUUUGGCAGAUUCCCAGCGACGAUGACAACGUAUACCCAGGGAAGCUACACAUGGUUUUCAAAUGGUUGGAAAGAAACAUUUAUGAGUGGUGAUCAAGAACCAUGGGUCUUUCGCGGUGGUCUUACUGCUGACCUACAGAGAUUAAUUCCAGUGGACAGCGGUAACGAUUUAUUUGUUUAUAAAGCACCAGAAAUACCUAGUAGUAAAAUAUAUACAAUACGGCCUUAUUUAGCGAGCGAUGAAGAAGCAGUUUAUGCAGUAUGCAAUCAAAUUUCUAAUUGCACAGGAUCAUCGGCUGUAGCAGACAAAUUAGUUGGUGGAUUUUUAACAUUAAGUCCUGAAUUAUGUAUGAUUGUUGAAGAUGAGAAUGGAAUAGUAGGAUAUGCACUAGCUGCCUUAAACGUUAAAUCUUAUAACCAGAGGUUGGCAGUUUCUUGGAUUCCCGAAUUAAAAAUGAAAUAUCCUUUAGAUAAUGGUAUGAAUAAUUUACCACAGGAUAUUCAGGAUGCAAUACAGUAUUUUCAUACAUUUAGCCCAGAUGUAUCAGAGCAACUGUGUAGACAUCAUCCGUCAAAACUUUUGUGCGCAAUACUACCUACUGUAACAGAUCAAUCAAUUCCUAAAAGAUUGAUUACUUGUGUCUUAGCAGCUUUAAGAGCUAAUGGAUCUUUCGGGGUUCAUACAACCAUGUGCUCUACAGAUAAGGAAACUAAUGAAUUUUAUACAAAAUUAGGAUUUGUUGAAUUGAAUCCAGCACAGGAGGAACAUCCUGGAAUAAAAACAAUGUGUAGAAGUUUCUAACAGAGACUGAACACACAACUAUUAUUUUUAAAUAAAGUAUAUUUACUUGGACCUUCAACAAAGAAAGGAUUUAUGACAUAAAAAAUUUCGCGACAAGUUAAAACUGUUUUUAGAUUUUUAUAUAUAUAUAUGUGUAUAUGUACGUACGUACGUAUGUAUAUAUGUGUAUAUAUAUAUAUAUAUACAUUUAAUUCAAACAUGAGAAAAAUUUUAUCCUUUUUUACAUUUUUUUUUUUACGCUCUGGUAGUGUGAGUAAAAUAUAUUAAAACAUAAAACGUAUACUUUGUCUUAACAGAGAUAUACAUAGAAGAAUGUAAAAGUAUUUAGUGUAAUUAAAUAAUUUUUAUUUCUUUCUUUCAUUAUAUAAUGCUAAAUUAAUCCUUCGCACUCUUUACAAUUCCUUUACAAAAUGCCUAACUUUUAGUUGUAUUUAGUCCAAUUUAUAAGAGAUUUAUAAAAAAAAACGCGAUGUUAACAAAAAAAAAAAAAAAAAAAAGAUAAACUAUUCAUAUCUUUUCUUUGAAUAAUAGCAGACAAAAAAUAUGCAUACAUAUUACAAAAAAAAAAAACUUAUUGUUAUAACAGAAAUAUCACAGUGUAUAAGAUUUCACUCUCCUCUGUCUAUUUAAUAUAAUGGUAAAUACAUAUAUCAUGUAUAUAUUAAAAAUAAAUACUGUAUAAAAUAUGGAUGUAGUGUCCUUGGUAAAAGUCAGUAAAGGAGAGCAUAAAUUUCCAAAUCUUUAGAAUUGUUUGCAUUAUUAAUAUUUCUGCUUAUGUACAAUAUUAUAUGGUUGUAAUGAUUAAUAGCUAAUCAUUUGUGCAACUAAUAUGUACAUAAACAAGAGUUAUAUGAUAAAAUGCCAUUAUGUGUGUUCAAUAAUGGAUGUCUAAAUCUUAUGACUUGUUAAGAACUAUUUUCUUAUUCAAGAUAUAUUUAUAAUCUAUUGAAACCAAUUUUGAUCAUAAUCUGUUUUAAAUAGUUACUAUUCUGACGAUAUAAAAUUAUUGAUUUUAUACAAUAUUCAUUUUAUAAUGUAAUACGAGCCUAAAAAUGAUAUUAGAAAUGUUUAAGCGGAUAUUCUAAACUUAAGGACGAAUAUAACUUACGCAUCUAUUCUACGACUUCUUGUUUAUUGUUUAAUCGAUCAUAAAAAUUUAUAAGCUUUUUUUAUUUUAACGUAUACUAAAAUUUAUAUAUUACAAUAUUCUUUAUAACUAUCUAUAAAAGCAUAAAUGAUAUGCAUACGUAUUUUUUAUUACUGAUAUUUACUUUAUAAUUUCGUACUAUGAAUAAUAUAAAUUGGUUCUACAAAUGCAAGGUACAUCAUUUCAAAUUGUGAUAUAUAGUUGUCUAGUAAUUAUUAUUUUGUUUGCAUGUUAUUAUGUUAAAAGAAAAAACUAUAUAUAUAUAUAUAUAUAUAUAUAUAUAUGUCAUUGUCAUUACUCAUGAUUAAUAUUUUAUAUUAUAUAACAGAUUAUUUGACAUAUAGAUCUACAAUCAUAGUGCAUUAAUUAAAUAUAAAUUAUAAAAUAUGAAUACACAUACAAGCAAUUUCGCAUAAAAUUCACAUUUCGAUUUAUACUUCCGAAUAUAGAUUUAAGGCAUUGUGGUAAUAUUGUGUCGCUGAAGAUGAUGUAUUUCUUUUUGUAAAAAACAAAUCUGUAAACAAUAUUUGUACAAACUUUCAA
Molecule: messenger RNA, 4750 nt
Organism: Vespa crabro (European hornet)
Lineage: Eukaryota; Metazoa; Arthropoda; Insecta; Hymenoptera; Vespidae
Gene: Oga
Product: protein O-GlcNAcase
Exons: 13
Coding region: 277-3060 (927 amino acids)
Biological process (GO): glycoprotein metabolic process
Molecular function (GO): beta-N-acetylglucosaminidase activity
Source: RefSeq, a predicted model, not a curated record